Pseudoliparis swirei is the source of this 1563-nucleotide messenger RNA. RefSeq names its product peptidase, mitochondrial processing subunit beta (gene pmpcb). The coding region runs from base 36 to 1421 and encodes 461 amino acids. The transcript has 13 exons. Gene Ontology annotation, cellular component: mitochondrion. Gene Ontology annotation, molecular function: metal ion binding; metalloendopeptidase activity. NCBI's taxonomy places the organism in Eukaryota, Metazoa, Chordata, Actinopteri, Perciformes, Liparidae. The record is from RefSeq and is a predicted model, not a curated record.
AAGACGGCGCCUGCGCAGUGUGACGGAUAAACAACAUGGCGGCGUCCUUGCAGUGCCUCACGUCUGCUGGGAAGCAUCUCCUUCAAAAACACUUCCUGAAGACACACUAUGUCCGCAGGCUGGCCACGCAGCCGGCGGCUCUGAACGUGCCGGAGACCAAGGUGACCACCUUAGAGAACGGGCUGCGGGUGUCUUCUGAGGACGCCGGGCUGACCACCUGCACGGUGGGCCUCUGGAUCGACGCCGGCAGCCGCUACGAGAACGAGAGGAACAACGGCACCGCCCACUUCCUGGAGCACAUGGCCUUCAAGGGCACCAGGAAGCGCUCCCAGUUGGAUCUGGAGCUGGAGAUCGAGAACAUGGGGGCUCACCUGAACGCCUACACGUCCCGAGAGCAAACCGUGUACUACGCCAAAGCCUUCUCUAAAGACCUUCCCCGAGCCGUGGAGAUCCUGGCGGACAUCAUCCAGAACAGCACGCUGGGCGAGGCCGAGAUCGAGAGGGAGCGAGGGGUGAUCCUCCGGGAGAUGCAGGAAGUGGAGACCAACCUGCAGGAAGUGGUGUUCGACUACCUGCACGCGACGGCGUACCAGUCCACCGCCCUGGGCCGGACCAUCCUGGGCCCCACGGAGAACAUCAAAACCAUCAACCGAGGCGACCUGGUGGAGUACAUCACCACGCACUACAAGGGGCCCCGGAUGGUGCUGGCUGCUGCUGGAGGCGUCUCUCACGAUGAGCUCAUCCAUCUGGCCCGGUAUCACUUCGGGAAGCUUCCCGGCAGAGGGGAAGCCCCGGCACUGCCUCCCUGCCACUUCACAGGAAGUGAGAUCCGUGUGCGUGACGACAAGAUGCCUCUGGCCCACAUCGCCAUCGCCGUGGAGGCGGUGGGCUGGGCGCACCCCGACACCAUCCCCCUCAUGGUGGCCAACACGCUCAUCGGGAACUGGGACCGCUCGUUCGGGGGAGGAGUGAACCUGUCCAGUAAGCUGGCCCAGACGGCCUGCCAGGGGAACCUGUGCCACAGCUUCCAGUCCUUCAACACCUGCUACACCGACACCGGCCUGUGGGGGCUCUACAUGGUGUGUGAGCCCGGCACCAUCGACGCCAUGAUGCACUCCACCCAGAUGGAAUGGAUGUCUCUCUGUACGAGUGUGACGGAGGCCGAGGUCGCGAGGGCCAAAAACCUUCUGAAGACCAACAUGCUGCUGCAUCUGGAUGGGUCGACGCCCGUCUGCGAGGACAUCGGCCGACAGAUGCUGUGCUACAGCCGGAGGAUCCCGCUGCACGAGCUGGAGGCCCGGAUCCACAAUGGACUUCCUGUCCUAGAAACUACUGUUUCCUUCAGGCCGUCGACGCCACGACCAUCAGGGACGUGUGCACCAAGUACAUCUUCAACAAGGCGCCGGCCAUCGCAGCCGUAGGGCCCAUUGGUCAGCUGGCCGACUACCAGCAGGUCCACAGUGGAAUGUUCUGGAUGAAAUGACAUCACUCUUCUUUAGUUUCCCUCCUUUAAUUUUAUUAUAAAAUAAAGACCAACACAUGUUAAAAUAACACCAAAUACUA